CGCCGACUGAUUACGUAGCGGGCGGGGCCGGAAGUGCCGCUCCCUGGUGGGGGCUGUUCAUGGCGGUUCCGGGGUCUCCAACAUUUUUCCCGGUUGUGGUCGUAAUCUGUCCGAAGCGGAGGCAGUGGAGCUUGCGGUUCUUGCUGGUGUGAAAUGACUGAGUACAAACUGGUGGUGGUUGGAGCAGGUGGUGUUGGGAAAAGCGCACUGACCAUCCAGCUAAUCCAGAACCACUUUGUAGAUGAAUAUGAUCCCACCAUAGAGGAUUCUUACCGAAAACAGGUGGUUAUAGAUGGUGAAACCUGUCUGUUGGACAUACUGGAUACAGCUGGACAAGAGGAGUACAGUGCCAUGAGAGACCAAUACAUGAGGACAGGCGAAGGCUUCCUUUGUGUAUUUGCCAUCAAUAAUAGCAAAUCAUUUGCAGAUAUUAACCUCUACAGGUUGCUGCCGUCACAGCAAAACUCAGUUCUGCAGAUAGCCAGUGAAAUGCGUUUCAAGGAACAGAUUAAGCGUGUAAAAGACUCAGAUGAUGUACCUAUGGUGCUAGUAGGAAACAAGUGUGAUUUGCCAACAAGGACAGUUGACACAAAACAAGCCCAUGAACUGGCCAAGAGUUAUGGGAUUCCAUUCAUUGAAACCUCAGCCAAGACCAGACAGGGUGUUGAGGAUGCCUUUUACACACUGGUAAGAGAGAUACGUCAGUACCGAAUGAAAAAACUCAACAGCAGUGAUGAUGGGACUCAAGGUUGUAUGGGGUUGCCGUGUGUGGUGAUGUAACAAGAUGCUUUUAAAGUUCUAGCAUCAGAAAAGAGCCACUGUCAAGCUGCACUGACACCCUGGUCCUGACUUCCCUGGAGGAGAAAUAUUCCUGUUGCUAUCUUCAGUCUCACAAAGAAGCUCCUGCGAUUUCCCCAACUCUCAGUAGAUCAGGAUAAUAUUCUCUGUUUGAGAAGUUCUCGGAAUAACUACCUCCUCACUUGGUUGUCUGACCGGAGAAAUGAACCUCUUGUUACUCCCAGUAUUUUUCCACCCUGGGUUCUCCCCUAGCACACACAGAUACACCUCUGCCCCACCAGGUUUUUCAUCUGAAAAGUAAUUAAUGCUCUGAAACAGAGAACCAACUGUAGAAACAUGAAAUUCUGUAGAAAACAAUGUCUUGAGCUCUAAAGUAGCAACUGCUGGUGAUUUUUUUUCCUUUUUACUGUUGAACUUGGAACUGUGUUGGUUUUUGGAAAAAUAUAAAUUACUGUUUUGCUGAGAAUAUAGUUAAUGUUGCUGUUUGGUUUGUUUGUAAUGUUAUCAGCUAUAUUCUAUAAACUGGCAUCUGCUCUGUAUUCAGAAAUACAAAAUGAAUACUGACUUUUUGAGUCUAUCCUCGUCUUCUCGACUUUCUUAUAAUUAAAUCUAACUUUCACAAUGAAGUGCCUUUUUCCUGGAAGUGGUUUGUAGACUUCCUUUACAAUCCUGCAGUGGAAUAGAUGUCUCAGAAACCAUUAUACAUGAAAAUGAAUGUCUGAGAUAUGUCUAUGACCCAUUUAGCUUUGAGGGAAAAAUAUACCAAUAUGAUAGCAGAUGCCAUAUCUUACAUGUACGAAGUUGAUUUUCUAGAGACCUGUUUUGGGGCUCUCCCAUGAGAAAGAUGAGACUAUAAACUUAGGAAUAAUUUCACUUAAUUUUUACCUAAUCUCCACUUUUUUUUUUUAGUAGUUUACUACCUGCAAAAUGUAUAUAAUUUGUUUCUUCCAGCUUACUGAUAAUCUAAUGUUCAAUGAAUUUCCAUUUAUAUUUAAAUUUGGGUCAUAUCAGAACAUCUGUGCUUGCAGGUGUUCAAAAUUUUAAAAAUUUGAUGCAGUUUUAUUUAAUAGCUGUGAUCAAUAAUUCUCAAGGCUCAAAUAUGUUAAGACACAUUUUCACUGCACAUCAUGGUAAUUAUUGAUGUAUAUAAGUGCCCCUCACCCCAUCCCCUUCUCACCCCACUCUCUGCCCUUCACCCCAUAGCAGUGGCUUGGUUAAUUAUUUCAGUUGAGUAAAACAUGGUGCUAACAGACCAGAGUCACAGUUUCAAAACUUCGGUGAGCCAGUUAGCAUCACAGAGAGAGAAAUCCUUCCACAUUUGCUCAUGGCACCAUUAACUCCAGCUAGUAGUUCUUCUAGAUGCAUGUGGUUAGUCCCACAAGGAAAGAAGAGGUCAAUUAGCACAAAUUCUUAACCAUGACUGGGAAGACUUGUCAUCCUGAGAAGGGUCAGCUUAGACGCUUUAUAAAUAAAGGAUCUAGACUCUGUUUUUAGCCACGUGGAAACCAAAUUAAGCCAGUAUUUUUUCUCAUGUGUCUGAGAAUGCGGAUGCCUGAGAUCAAAGUUUUUAAAAUUUUCUUCAUUGGUAAUGUUCUUCGAAGGGUUUAAAACAGAACGUUGAUGAAUUGAUCUGGGCAUACCAGACAACAAGCUGAUGAGUGUGUUCUGAACAAGAAGUAGCCUUUGGAGUGAAAUUGCUGUUUGAGAAGGGAAUAGAAAAUAUAAUUAAUAGUUAUGAGGAUUUGGAGGCUUGGCUUUUCCAUUGCAGUUAAUAUCCUGAUAAUUCUAAUGAGUAAGAGAUAACUUUUGAUAAAAAAAAUAGUUCCAAAAUGGCCACUUUGUUCUUCUAAUGUGUAAAUACUUACUGAGGUCCUCUAUCUUUGAAUAUGAAUUUUCAUUUAUUAAGCAAAUUCCACGUUGUCUUGAAAUGAAUUCAGAAGAGAAGAAAAAACACACUGUACCCAGAGAAUGAAAAACCCAGAAAAUUGUGCUCCUUAGUGUUAAUUCUGAGACCUUUCACAGUCCACGCCGGUAAACAGGAACUUUCUGCCACUUUGCUUCUGCUCUUCUUGGAUCAUUGCUUUGUCAUUUUCUUGAGGAUAGAUUGAGGCUUUUCACCUCGGUUGUCAUUGUCUUCCUCCUCUUCUUCCUCUUGUCUAUGUGACUGACAGUGUGAUUCUUAUGUCAGAUUAGGGGGAAAAAAUAACUCAUUUUAGGCUCUUGUGCCCAUUACCCUUGUAUGUUUAUAUCUUUUAAUUUUCUUAAGUAUGUUCUAAGCACAGAAGUAUGUAAAUGGGGCCAAAAUUCAGACUUGAAAAUGUUCUUUUAAGAGCUUCAUAAAAAGUUCCACUUUGGUGUGAAUUUUGGCACAAGAGUGGCAAACUGACAGUUAAACGCUGAAUAACUUCAGUUAGUGUGGUAUAAGAUAGUUUUUAGAAUAUGUUUGUGAUUGCAGAAAAUGGUUGUAGUGUACCUCAAAAUCUGAAAGUCUCUUCCCCCAAGUUAAGUGCCUGGCCAGCUGUCAUAAAUUACUUAUUACUUUAUGUCUGUUUGUUUUUUAAAGGUUGCAUGUUCAAGAUUGUGAAAAUAAGGUGUUCUGUCUGAAGGUUACCAUGCCUGUCUGUAAAUGAGUCUGUUGAGUGCUGUAUUUGCUCCAACAGCUUACUAGAGAAUGCUACUUGGUAACAUCAUACUUACUACAGUUUUCACUUCAGGAGUGUAAUAGGUAAAAUUACCCUUAAUAUGUGUUGUAGUGGGCCCCAUGUUUAGUCUUUCAUCAUCCUUUAAACUGCUGUGAAUUUUUGGUCUUGACUUGAAAGCAAGGAUAGAGAAACACUUUAGAGAGAGAUUUCGUUUUUUUUUCCAUUCCAGAAUUUGUGAGCAUAGUCGUAUUUUGCUUUACAUUUACAGUCGUGAACUCUUAAGCUGGCAGCUACAACCGAAAACCAAAAAAGGGUGCAUUCUGCUUCUUGUAAUUCAUCUCUGCUAAUAAAUUAUAAGAAGCAAGGAUAAUUAAUUAGAGAAGGUAUUUUAUUUGCGUGGUUUCUGUGAACAAGGGGCUAUAAUUCUUGUACGUUAUUUUUCAUCUUUGCUGUUUCUUUAAGACACCUAAUGUGCCACAAAAUUAUUUUAAGGUGUUUCUUAUAAGAAUUGUUUUUAAAGUAUUCUCGUUAUCAGAGUAACUGUAGAUAUAUUUCAAAAUAUAACUGGUAAUUUUUAAAGGCCUGAGUACUGACCUAAGAAGCAAUUGUAUGAAUUCUCUGGAGGGAAGGGAGGCUCUCAAUGGAAGUUGUGUGACUUUUAUAUUUCUGUGCCAUUAAAUAUAGGUAAAAAAUGUCAGUUGUGCAGUUCUGCUGUUUAAACAGGAACUAUUGGCCUCCUUGGCCCUAAAUGAAAGGGCUAUUUUAAGUUGACUAUUUUAUUAUAAAUUAAUCCAUCCUAAUUUUUUUUUAAUUUGGUUGAAUGUUUUUCUUGUUAAAUGUUUAAAAAAUAAAAACUGGAUGUUCUUUGCUUAGUCAUAA
Molecule: messenger RNA, 4319 nt
Organism: Hippopotamus amphibius kiboko
Lineage: Eukaryota; Metazoa; Chordata; Mammalia; Artiodactyla; Hippopotamidae
Gene: NRAS
Product: NRAS proto-oncogene, GTPase
Exons: 8
Coding region: 154-780 (208 amino acids)
Biological process (GO): Ras protein signal transduction
Cellular component (GO): plasma membrane
Molecular function (GO): GTPase activity; GTP binding; GDP binding
Source: RefSeq, a predicted model, not a curated record